AAAACCGUCCAGCCGCCGACUUCAAACCAGAAGUUCAGCAGAGGAGAGUGGAAGUUGGAUACUGAAUGGUCAAGGGGCCCAGAGGAAUUUAAUAGGAGUCAGGAUUUUGGAGACUUGGACGACCAGACAGCGGCUUCUCUUUGGAUUUCUUGCCUGUUACCGGUCUUGGUCUUCUCUCUUCAGACUUCACAAUGAAUGUGCAGGCUUGCUCUAGGUGUGGGUACGGAGUGUACCCUGCUGAGAAGGUCAACUGUCUAGACCAGAUAUGGCACAAAGCUUGUUUUCACUGUGAAGUUUGCAAGAUGAUGCUAUCAGUGAAUAACUUUGUGAGUCACCAGAAAAAGCCAUACUGUCACGCCCAUAACCCCAAGAACAACACUUUUACAAGUGUCUAUUACACUCCAUUAAAUCUAAAUGUGCAGAAACCUCCAGAGGCCAUUUGUGGGAUCGGUGGCCAGGAGGAUGGUGAACGGUUUAAGUCGGUUUUUCACUGGGACAUGAAAUCCAAGGAUGAGGCCGCCGCACCUAACAGGCAACCACUGGUGGAUGAGAGAGCCUAUUGGAGUGGAUACAGGGAAGGGAAUGCCUGGUGCCCAGGAGCUCUGCCAGACCCUGAAAUCGUAAGGAUGGUGGAGGCACGAAAGUCACUGGGUGAGGAGUAUCCAGAGGACUGUGAGCAACAGAGAGGCAAAGGGAGUUUUCCAGCCAUGAUCACACCUGCUUAUCAAAGGGCCAAGAUCGCCAACCAGCUGGCCAGCCAAGUGGAGUACAAGAGAGGGCAUGAUGAGCGCAUCUCCAGGUUCAGCACAGUGGCGGAUACCCCUGAGCUGCUCCGGGCCAAGGCUGGGGGACAGCUUCAAAGUGAUGUGAGAUGCACAGAGGCCUAUGAACAGCAGAGAGGGAAAGGCAGUUUUCCUGCUAUGAUCACACCUGCUUAUCAGAUAGCCAAAAGGGCCAACGAGCUGGCAAGCGAUGUGAGAUACCAUCAACAAUAUCAAAGAGAAAUGAAGGGAAUGGCUGGCCCUGCUGCUGGAGCUGAGGGCCCAUUGCCAAAGGAUUACAUGGACCAGUAUGGCCAGCAGGGUUACUCAGAAGAGUAUGGCGAGCACAGAGGAAAGGGCAGCUUCCCAGCCAUGAUCACCCCAGCUUAUCAGAAUGCCAAGAAAGCCAACGAACUCGUUAGUGAUAUAAAAUACAGGCAGGACUCCAAUAAGAUGAAGGGCGCUGCUCAUUAUCAUUCCCUCCCAGCCCAGGACAACUUGGUUCUGAAGCGGGCUCAGAGCGUGAACAAGCUCGUGAGUGAGGUGGCGUAUAAGAAGGAUCUGGAAAGUAGUAAAGGUCAUAGUAUCAACUACUGUGAAACGCCUCAAUUCAGGAAUGUGUGCAAGAUUUCAAAAUUCACCAGUGAUAAUAAAUAUAAAGAAAACUACCAGAACCGCAUGAGAGGCCGCUAUGAAGGAGUCGGGAUGGACAAACGGAUGCUCCAUGCUCUGAAAGUUGGAAGCCUGGCAAGCAAUAUCGCCUACAAGGCUGAUUAUAAACAUGAUGUUGUCGACUACAACUACCCGGCCACUCUUACCCCUUCCUAUCAAACAACAAUGAAACUGGUUCCCUUGAAAGACGUCAACUACAGGCAAAGCAUCGACAAGCUGAAGUACAGCUCUGUGACCAACACUCCUCAGAUUGUUCAAGCCAAAAUCAAUGCCCAGCAACUGAGUCAUGUGAAUUACCGUGCUGACUAUGAGAAAAACAAGUUGAAUUACACGUUGCCCCAGGACGUCCCUCAGCUGGUGAAGGCCAGAACCAAUGCAGAAUUGUUUAGCGAGGUUAAGUACAGAGAAGGCUGGGAGAAGACAAAGGGGAAAGGAUUUGAGAUGAAGCUGGAUGCCAUGUCUCUGCUGGCUGCCAAAGCUUCCGGAGAGCUUGCAAGCAAUAUUAAAUACAAAGAGGAGUAUGAAAAAGCAAAAGGCAAAGUCCUAGGAACUACAGACUCGAGGCUGCUGCACUCCCUUCAAGUUGCCAAGAUGAGCAGUGAGGUUGAAUACAAGAAAGGCUUUGAAAAGAGUAAGACCCACUUUCACCUGCCCAUGGACAUGGUCAACAUCAGGCAUGCUAAGAAGGCCCAAGCUCUGGCCAGUGACCUGGACUACAGGAAAAAACUGCAUGAAUACACUGUGCUGCCCGAAGAUAUGAAGACUCUCUGGGCCAAGAAAGCCUACGGGCUCCAGAGCGAGCUGCAGUACAAGGCUGACCUGGCGUGGAUGAAAGGGGUCGGGUGGCUGACCGAGGGCAGUCUCAACUUGGAACAGGCCAAGAAGGCCGGACAGCUGGUCAGCGAGAAAAACUACAGGCAGAGGGUCGAUGAGCUGAAGUUCACCAGUGUGGCCGACAGCUCCCAGAUGGAGCAUGCCAAGAAGAGCCAGGAACUGCAGAGCGGGGUGGCCUACAAGGCAGAGCACGAGCAGUCCGUCCAUCAGUACAGCAUUAGCAAAGACGAGCCUCUCUUCCUACAGGCCCGAGCCAACGCUGCCAAUCUCAGCGAGAAACUGUAUAAGAGCAGCUGGGAAAACCAGAAGGCGAAAGCGUUUGAUCUGCGUCUUGACUCCUUGGCCUUCCUGGCAGCCAAAGCCAAGAGGGACCUGGCCAGUGAGGUGAAGUACAAAGAGGAUUAUGAAAAAUCCAGAGGGAAGCUCAUUGGAGCUCAGGGUGCCCAGGGGGAUUCGCAAAUGAGCCACUCGCUGCAAAUGUCCAAGCUCCAGAGUGAACUGGAAUACAAGAAGGGCUUCGAGGACACCAAGGCUCAGUGCCACGUCCCCCUGGACAUGAUCCACCUCGUGCACGCCCGCAAGGCUCAGCACUUAGCCACAGACAUAGGCUACAAGACGGCAUCCCAUCACUUUACAGCUUUGCCCACAGACAUGAAGGUGGAGUGGGCCAAGAAGGCUUACAGUUUACAGAGUGAUAACCAAUACAGGGCAGAUGUGAAGUGGAUGAAAGGGACGGGCUGGGUCGCCACCGGGUCAUUAAAUGUGGAGCAGGCGAAGAAGGCAGGAGAACUCAUUAGCGAGAAGAAGUACCGGCAGCAUCCAGAUGCUUUGAAGUUUACCAGUAUUAAAGACACUCCGGAGAUGGUCCAGGCCAGAAUUAGUUAUACCCAAGCAGUGGAUAGGUUGUACCGAGAACAAGGAGAAAACCUAAAGCAUCGCUACACGCAGACUGCUGACCUCCCUGAAGUCCUGCUGGCCAAGCUGAAUGCCAUGAAUAUCAGCGAGACACGUUAUAAGGAAUCCUGGAGCAAACUUCGAGACGGUGGCUAUAAACUGAGACUGGAUGCCAUUCCAUUCCAGGCAGCAAAGGCUUCUGGGGAAAUCAUAAGUGAUUACAAAUACAAAGAGGCAUUUGAGAAAAUGAAAGGGCAGAUGCUCGGCUCCCGGAGCUUGGAAGAUGAUAUCAGCCUUGCACAUUCAGUGUACGCGAGCUCUCUGCAGAGCCAAGUGAAUUACAAGAAAGACUUUGAACACUCAAAGGCGCAGUUCCAUCUGCCGUUGGACAUGGUAACCCUGGAGCAUGCCAAGAAGGCUCAGACCCUGGCCAGCAACCAGGACUACAGACACCCGCUCCCCCAGUACACGUCCUUGGCUGAGGACCUGAGGCUUAGCUGCGCCAAGAGAGCUCACAAGUUGCAGAGUGAGAAUUUGUACCGGUCCGACCUGAACUUUAUGCGAGGUGUUGCCUGUGUCAUUCCAGGCACGUUAGAGAUUGAAGGGAGAAAGAGAGCAUCUGAACUCAUCAGUGAGAGUAAAUAUCGUCAGCAUCCCCAGUCGCUCAAGUACACAGCCGUGACAGACACACCCAGCCUCACUCAUGCAAAACUCAGCAACCAGAUUACAAACGAGCGCCUCUAUAAAGCAGCAGGAGAAGAUGCGAGACAUCAGUACACAAUGACCCUGGGCCUGCCCGAGUUUGUCCGAGCAAAAGCAAACGCGGCCAAUCUGAGUGACGCAAAAUACAAGGAGUCUUGGAGGAAUCUCCAUGCUCAAGGCUACAAGCUGACAAUAGAUGCUCUGCCCUUCCAGGCGGCUCGAGUCUCUGGAGACAUAGCCAGUGAUUUUCUCUACAGACAUGACUUUGUGAAGGAGCGAGGACGGCUGAUCGGGGCCCAGAGCGUGAGUGACGACCCCCGGCUCCGGCACUGUCAGCGGAUGGGCCAGCUACAGAGCGAGCUUCAGUACAGGAGGCAGGCGGCGGGCAGCAGAGCGCAGUGCCACCUGCCCAUGGACAUGGUGCCACUGGUCCACGCCAGGAAGGCCCAGGCCCUGGCCAGCGACCUUGACUACAGGACACGGUGCCACGCGUUCACGGCGCUGCCCGAGGACCUGAAGAUGGCCUGGGCCAAGAAGGCUCAUGCCCUGCAGAGUGAGUUGCGCUACAAGUCGGACCUGAUGGGCAUGAAGGGGACAGGAUGGCUGGCGCUGAGUUCCCCACAGAUAGAAAGUGCAAAGAAAGCCGGAGAACUCAUCAGUGAGACCAAAUACCGUAAAAAACCAGACACCAUCAAGUUUACCACAGUGGUUGACUCCCCGGACCUAGUUCAUGCCAAGAACAGCUACAUGCAUUGCAAUGAGCGCCUGUACAGGUCAGGGGAUGCUGAAUCCCGACACAGGUACACCCUGGUGCCCGACCACCCCGAUUUCACCAGGGCCCGCCUCAACGCCCUGCAUCUGAGCGACAAAGUCUACAGACACUCCUGGGAGCAGACCCGGGCUGGCGGCUACGACUUCAGGCUGGAUGCCAUCCCAUUCCAGACGGCACGGGCGUCGAGGGAGAUCGCCAGUGAUUUCCGGUACAAAGAGGCCUUCCUACGGGACCGGGGCCUGCAGAUUGGGUACCGCAGCAUCCAUGACGACCCGAGGAUGAAGCACUUCCUCAGCGUCGGCAGACUCCAGAGUGACAACGAGUACAAGAAGGACUUCGCCAAGAGUCGGUCCCAGUUCCACAGCCGCCCAGACCAGCCCGGCUUCCUCCAGGCCAAGAGGAGCCAGCAGCUGGCCAGCGACGUGCACUACAGGCAGCCCCUGCCCCAGCCCACCUGCGACCCAGAGCAGCUGGGCCUGAAACACGCGCAGAAGGCCCACCGGCUGCAGAGUGAUGUCAAGUACAAAUCAGACUUGAACCUGACCAGAGGUAUUGGCUGGACACCUCCUGGCUCCUACAAAGUGGAAAUGGCUCGGCGGGCUGCAGAGCUGGCCAACGCGAGGGGCCUGGGUCUCCGAGGGGCUUACGGGGGGCCGGAGGCUGUGGAGCCCGGAGAUGAUCAGAGGGGGUUUGUAAACCCAGAUGCCACCGAGAUUCUGCACGUCAAAAGGAGGAAGGCCCCGCUGUUCUGAGUGGGCGGCGUCCACCCUUGGUCCUUGGGAGAGAAGCUGGAGAGGAAGUCUGCACGCCAGAGACGUGGCUUCAGUCGGAGCCAGCUGAAAAUGGCACCCCUGCCCUAGUCCUCCUUUAUUAAAAUAACAGCUCCCUGGAAAUGGGUGGAGAA
This is a messenger RNA of Budorcas taxicolor (takin), 5539 nucleotides long. It is a transcript of the gene NRAP, whose product is annotated as nebulin related anchoring protein. The transcript has 42 exons. NCBI's taxonomy places the organism in Eukaryota, Metazoa, Chordata, Mammalia, Artiodactyla, Bovidae. Gene Ontology annotation, molecular function: actin filament binding. The coding region runs from base 192 to 5387 and encodes 1731 amino acids. The record is from RefSeq and is a predicted model, not a curated record. Gene Ontology annotation, cellular component: Z disc. Gene Ontology annotation, biological process: cardiac muscle thin filament assembly.